AUGAGCGUCGUGGUUCGUAUUCCCACCCCGCUGCGGCGGAUGACCAACGGGAAGGACAAGGUGGAGGUGGACUCCAGCAACCUGUCCGCCAUGGUCGAUGAACUGGAGGGAUCCUAUCCCGGAUUCAAGGAUCGCCUGCUGGACGAAAAUGGCGAGCUGCGCUACUUCGUCAACAUCUACCUGAACGGCGAGGACGUGCGUUUCCUGGACGGCCUGGACACUACCACCAGUUCCGGCGACGAGGUCAGUAUCGUUCCGGCGGUGGCCGGCGGCCGCUAA
Geodia barretti is the source of this 279-nucleotide messenger RNA. The record is from the annotation of a GenBank genome assembly. NCBI's taxonomy places the organism in Eukaryota, Metazoa, Porifera, Demospongiae, Tetractinellida, Geodiidae.